CAAGAAUCUACCACAGUGAGCACAAAACUACAUUGAGAGAUGUCCUGUAAGCCGAGGACUGCUUCUUGCCCCGCAGAAGAAUCACACAUCAUCGCUAACAAAUGGUCCAGCGUCAAAGCAAGCCUCCGAGCCACAGGCAGCAGAGAACUCAGAUCAAGACAUGAUGGAGAUACCCGAUUCUCCCCCUGAGCAACAUAUCAUGUUCUCGCCGACAAAUAUCUCCCAAGCACAAGGCUCCCAGCAAGCAGCAAACCCCGCUCGCACCAACGGCGACAAUAGUGCUAAGGUUAACUUUGGCGCUCCUGGAUCCAGCUGGCAAACCAAGAAGUUCAACGACGAGUACGAGAGAGCUGAGAGCCAGCUUCUAGAUCGUAACUGGGACCAUAGUGAGUGCAAUUCUAUCCGGUUGAGGUGGGAAGACUACUAA
Hyaloscypha bicolor E is the source of this 427-nucleotide messenger RNA. RefSeq lists its product as uncharacterized. The coding region runs from base 161 to 427 and encodes 88 amino acids. The transcript has a single exon. The record is from RefSeq and is a predicted model, not a curated record. NCBI's taxonomy places the organism in Eukaryota, Fungi, Ascomycota, Leotiomycetes, Helotiales, Hyaloscyphaceae.